This is a messenger RNA of Eremothecium sinecaudum, 1680 nucleotides long. It is a transcript of the gene AHC1, whose product is annotated as Ahc1p. The record is from RefSeq and is a predicted model, not a curated record. The transcript has a single exon. The coding region runs from base 1 to 1680 and encodes 559 amino acids. NCBI's taxonomy places the organism in Eukaryota, Fungi, Ascomycota, Saccharomycetes, Saccharomycetales, Saccharomycetaceae.
AUGCCGUUGAUGGAUUCGUCGCGAAAUAAAGGUCGCCAUCCAAGGCGAGACGAAUCUUCUGAUCACGAUCAUCGUGCUAUAACUGUGAACUGCAUGGAUGAUAUCAACAGGCAACGAAUAUCAAACUCGGAGGUACUGUUAAUGGAUAAUGAUCAUCUCCAUGAUAGGCCUACUGAUGUGGGAGGCGUAGCGCCGCCGUCAUAUUACCAAGUUGCGACCCCUAAAUCACCUCAUGAACUUUCUUUAACUCAUGAUGAUGACAUGCACAUACACUCUGAUCAGGCGACAAGUCAGCAUCCUCAGAGAGAAAGCGAAGAAACGGAAAGACUGAAGUAUGAAAUAGCCAAAAGUGAAAUAAUGGAACAAUUAAAUCUGCAGAUUUUGAUAAAACACAAAGAGAUGGAUGAAUUGGAAGACGAAGCCAGGAUUUUAGGUGCUCAAUCCAAAGUUUUGGAGAUACUACAUGAUGAUAAAGACCUGUUAACGAAAGUAGAGGAAUAUCAAAUAAGGGAGGCUGCGAAGCAAAGGAUAGAGCUUGAAAGGAAGAAGAUGCUACAGGAUACUGUUCCUUUGCAAUACCCCACAACAGCACCUGCUAAGAGUGGCGGGGAGUACUAUUAUCACACCAGGAGUAAAAGUACAAAUUCACACGGUACGGGAGUAUCUACUUUGAGACCCGCGAACGAUAAUGUUAUGGGACUUAGAAUGCUUGGAUCAAAAACUAUUAUUGACAGCACUUCAUCCGGAUCCGGAUCCCUGAAUAGCAUGCAAACUACAGACCCCUUUGCUCCUCAGUUUUUCAAUCAGCAUCAUAGAAGAAAUUAUAGUAGCACGUGUAUUUCGAGUAAUAGUGGAGUUAUAGGAAGAACAGAUAAUGGUGAUGCUAUAUUUAGAAGACUUGAUGGUCUUUUAAUUGUAAUAACAUGUUGCAAGUGUAAAAAGUCGGGUUUCACGUCGGCUCAAGGUAUUGUGAACCAUGCCAGGCUGAAACAUUCCACGUCCUAUUCAAGCCAGCCGCUAGCCGUCCUUAAUAACCAGUGUAUAUUACCAGAGGAGAAACAGAAUAAGAUUGUUUGGGAUAAAUUCAAGGAACUGGGCCUGGACCCUGAAAAAGAUUAUUUACCUAACGCCCUAGGAAAGUUGCCCGGCGUUAUAACAGGGUCAAAUCCAUCUUCCACACCAUCUAGCUCGGAGAGGAGAGAUAACACACCAAGUGAAGUACUUUCAUCAUCACUUUCACCAACUUCAAUCCAUCCUAAUACUGAAGUAUGGUCAACUAAGCAUUUAGAAAAGAUGUAUGGCAAGAAGGAUUUUCAGGAGAUAGUAGAUUAUGUCAAUGAUGCAAAAAAAGAUUUGGAUGUCGUCUUAAAAAUUCAGUCAGAACUUGAAGAGGGGGAAGAUGAAGAGGAUGACGAGGAUCCAAACGAAGAGUCUGGUAGUCAACACAGCCCUUCAGCCCUCCAACAACAACCUAACACAGCUGAUCGAGAAUACAAUAGUGACAUGAAGCGAAAGGCAUCUGCCAUGGAUAAAGAGGCCAGAGAAAGACUGCGGCAUAGUGACAAAAGGAUGCGUCCAGAUGCACUUUCAAUGGUUGAUUUACCGGCAGACGAGAAAAGGUCAUCUCACUACAAUUUAAGGGCUAAAUCGAAGUUGAGAUCAUUAUCUAGAAUUGAAUAA